Messenger RNA from Oreochromis niloticus (Nile tilapia), 5853 nucleotides. It is a transcript of the gene msantd4, whose product is annotated as Myb/SANT-like DNA-binding domain containing 4 with coiled-coils. The record is from RefSeq and is a predicted model, not a curated record. NCBI's taxonomy places the organism in Eukaryota, Metazoa, Chordata, Actinopteri, Cichliformes, Cichlidae. Bases 997 to 2211 code for a protein of 404 amino acids. The transcript has 5 exons.
AGGGUCUGCUAGGGCACAUCACAAGAAAAAGAAAGAAAGAAUAAUUACACUGAACAGCCCCGCAACACCAAAAAGCCUGAAAAACCAUAGAAAACAACUGAAGUGAAUGAUGACAGAAUUACUUUCAUAGUUAAGAAAAACUCCUUUAUGAAAUCCAAACAACUCAAGAACAUUCCUGAGGAGGCAAAAGUAUCAUUGUCAGUUACAAUAAAGGGACACCUUCAUGAAUGGAAAUACAGAGGUCUCUACAGUAAGGGUCAAACCACUGGUUACACCGAACAACAGGAAGGCCAGAUUGGAUUUGACCAGAAAAUACCCAAAUAGAGGGUAGAGCUCUGAAGUGUACAUGGGCAUGUAUGGCUGUCAGUGCAACCAGGGCUAAACAAGAAGGGCCAAAGAACACUUUCACCCUGUGAUGCUUCUCUACGUGUGAUAUUACCUGGCAGCAGCCCAUUUCAGGAGAAGUUGGACUGCAACCUGAAGCCUUCUUAUAAUAUUAAUAAUAGCUUGUGUCUUAUUAAAAGAAAAAGUGAACCCUCCAAUCAAACUUGAGCAAAGCAGGAAAGGAUUUGAUGACUUAUCCCUCCAGUCUACCAGAUCAAUGCAUUUCUUUCCAGCUGGUAUUGCUUUAACCCCCAAGCCUUAAAUGUCCAUACUUAGAGACCCCCAGGUGGAAAACUUUAAAGAAGCUGAGCCACGGAGGAAUUCCUCCCCGGUGCAAACUGUUGUGCUGCUGAAGGACAGCUAAACUACAGCAAACUUCCACACUUCUCUCUAUUUGAGGACUGAGUUUCCCUUUUACACUGAACUGCGACCUGUCUCUUUAAACCUCUGUUUCAGUCCUUUUCCUCUGAUACCUUCUUCCAUAUCUGUGCCUCUCUUUCUCGUAACUUCACUCCUGUUUUUCCGGUUGUCUCUCUUGACUUGUUUUUCUUGCUCUCUACAUUUCUUGGGGCUUCUGUCCCACUCCUUGCUGCCACACUGGAUUUCCUGCAAAUGAAGCACCUGAAGAGGAAGAGGAAGAGCAACUACAGCGUGAGGGAAACACAAACUCUCAUCAGGGAGAUCCACAAGAGGAGAGACGUGUUGUUCUCCAGACAGCAGAACACAGCCAUUAAUGAGCUGAAGAGGCAGGCAUGGGAGGAAGUGGCACAAGGUGUGAAUGCCCUGGGAGAGGGGGAGCUACGCACUGCUGCCGAGGUGAAGCGUCGUUACCUCGACUGGCGUGCGCUUACGAAGAAAAAACAGCUGCAGACUGAGCUCUCUCUCUCUUCCUCGCCCCCCACUUUGGCCAUUAAGACUGAGUAUGAAAAUUCCUCUCCAGAGCACGAGGCGCCUUCUUUGGGAUCUGGUUGUGACCAGCUGCUUGACCUCUCGGGCUUUCCAAAGGACUGGCACUGCGACUGGCCGGAGAUGGUGGCUCUCAGCGAGUCGAGCGGGCAGGCCGCGGGGGCACUGCCGGGAGUAAAGAUGGAGGACGAUCUGGACGGGGAUGUGGGAGAUGGAGAAAUGGAUGAUGAUAAUAUUCCCUCUCUCCUUUGUGACAUCGAGGCACGUGUAGAGGGGCAUGAUACUGAUGUUUAUUCCCACAGUGACUUGGGCAUACCCAGCCCCUCCAAGGAUCCGACUUCCACCACCAGCAGAGAUCUACUGCUGCCCGGUGGCCUGAUGGGAAUGCUGGGUGAACUCAGCAGUGAUGAGAACAUAGGAGCAGGGUUUCUGGUUGCUGUUGAGAAACAUCGUCUGGAGCUAGAGAAACAAAGGCUGGCUGUGGAGACUGAACGCCUGGCGGUGGAGAAAGAGCGGCUAUUGGUGGAGAAAGAGCGACUUCGUCAGACAGAGGUGGAGAGAGAGCGGCUGCAAAUAGAGAAGGAGAGGUUACAGGUGGAGAGAGAGAGGCUGAGGCUCAUGCGUGUUGGCCAAUCAGAGUACGUCGACUCUUCUUUUAACCUGCCGCCGCAACAAGCCCCGGUGCUUUCCUCUCGUUCGUCCUUAUCCUCAACUCAUGAUGGACAGAGGGAGAAGGGAGUGUCGGCGGCUGACUUGGAGGCAGUGAAGUUAAACCUGGAGAAGGAGAGACUGCAGCUGGAGAAGGAGAGACUGCAGUUCAUCAAGUUUGAGGCUGGCAGGCUGCAGAUUGAGAGAGAGCGCCUGCAAGUGGAGAAAGAGAGAAUGCAGCUCCACAAAGACCAUUUGUCAGUAAAAAUCUGAUAAGAGUGAGAAAAAGAGGGUGGCUGAGAAGGGUGAAUAAAUUAGAUGUCUCCAGAUUAGUAUUGGUACUAGCAGCAGAUUUGUCACAGACAUACUGUCUACGUUUGGUGCGAGACGCUUUAAUGAUCUUUCCUAACUGGCCAAGAAGAAGCCCGAGAACAGUGCCUUAGGAUGUAAUAUUUGUUCGGCACAAUCAGCUUCCAAAUGCAACAACUGUUGGCUGAUGUUCAGCACUCUAGUUCACAGAAAUGUGCAGUAGAAGAUGUUUAAUAAAUACUGGGCUGUUAGUGCAAUUAAUCUUUAUUGGUGCAGAAAUAUUUAAGUAUAUAUAUGAAAUAGUGCUAUUGUACUAUAACUCCUAUAAACCUUAACCCUUGCCAUCUAUUACUGAAAAACAAAUAGUUCAGUCACACUACAGUCAGCAUAUAAUGGUUAUCUCCUUGCAUCUAGGAAAAAUGGUGGUUGCCUUAUGAUUACAUUGAAUAUUUUGCAUUUGGUAAAUAACUGCAAAUAGCUGCGACCAACUGCUCACACAGAAGGUAAGCGCUCAACUCCAUCUACCUCUGGUUGGCCACUUUUGGUUGCAAGGUGAUUGCACAGGUCACUUAGUGGGAGGCAAAUGAUUUUCUUCAUACUAUCGGACCUGGGCCGACUGCAGUCAGUCUCAGACAGAUUGAUGAAGGUUUGCAAAUAGUUUAUAAACUAAUGUACAGAUGCAGAAAGAAUGCCAACAAGUUCACUCAGUCUGAUGCGUCCCUUUGUAUCCCUUUGAAAAGUGGUCUAUUCUGGUUAGAUUUCUAUAUAAACGCAGCACUAUUGAGCACUUGUGUCAUCGAUCCAUUGAUCUAUAGAUCCAUUGAUCCAUCCAUCUUCUUCCACUUAUUUGGGGCUGGGUCGUGGGGACAGCAGCCUAAGCAGAGAAGCCCAGGCCUACCACACCGAGAUGUUCCCAGGCCACCUGAGAGAUAUAAUCUCUCCAGUGUGUCUUGGGUCUGCCCAAAGGUAUCCUCGCGGCAGGACGCCAACACCUUGCCUGGUUGGGUGUAGUGUUCGUUGGGUAGCCUCAGCCAAGAGGACUGAUCCCCAGUUACUUCUGUCAUUUUGAAGUUAAAUCACCAUGUUACAGCAACUAAACCACCAAUUGUGGAGGAAUUUUUAUGUCAUAUUUGGACUGUGAAUGUAAGUAGUGAUUGUGAAUUUCUGUUUAAUGUGAAUUUUUGUGUAUGUAGAGGCUCACAGAUUCACAGUUUUCACCAGUUUCUGACAGUUAAUCACAGAUUCUGUUAAUUCAGUUAUAAAUUGACAGCAGACUGACUCUGUUCUCUUGCUUUUCUUUUUGCUGUCUUGACGUACCAAAUUUGCUCUAAAGAUGGCACCUGACUGCGUGCAGACAUGGUCCCUGUCAGUCAUUUCAAAGGCAGCAAGAUUGCAUGUUCAUUGCACACGGUCACAGUAAUUUGGGGCGUUCUGCGGUCUCCAACCACCGUUUUCUCUAGUGUGACUGUAACAAAAAGCACACAACUUUUCUUGUACAGAAAAAUUUUAGUUCGCAGAAGACAAACACGAUUGACAAUAAUAUUUUAAGUUGAUAUCUCACCUUUUCACAGACUUUUAGAUACUAAUAUCACUACCACUGAGCCAACACGAGUCACACCACAACCCUGAAACUGAGAAACCUAAAUGGAAUUCAGCCAUUGCUAAUUUUAUAUACCGCACACCUUUCUUCUUCCUGCUCAUGUCAGGAAGGACUUUGCAAGAUUUGUAAAGGAAUUCCUGAUCAGCAAGUUUGAUGUGCAUGCUAAAAAAUACUGAAAGUGAAGUAAUGAAAGUUUUGCUGUAAACAUGCUGUAAAGUAUUACUGGCUUUGAAGACUGUACUAAAAGCAGUGUCAUCUGUAACAUCAAUGACACCAAACACAAGCUUUUAUAUUGACAUUUAAUAAUAAUAGUCAUCAUAAAUAUUGUUAGUUUUUCCUAAUGUUAGAUAUUUUUUUGUUAUGUUCAUUUAUAUUUGACAUUCAAUCAUAGUAUGAAUAUAUUAUUAUAUAAAACUAAAGUCUACGGAGCCCAAAUUCAUGAAACUUUCUUUGAACACGGGCAAAGAAAAUGUUAAAUAUCUGGGUAUAGGUCUGGGUUAAUUAAAAUAACAAAAUCUGGGUAUUGGACUUUGUGGAGAAUGCAUUACAAGUGCAUCUUUUUAAAAUAUUUUCCAGAAAUUGUGACUUUUUGCUAAAAUACUUGUUGAUAAAGAGAAAUUCAACUUCAAAAAUUGUGGUUCUCAGAAUGAAAUAAAAUCUGUUUUACAUCCAGAUCCCAAAGUGCUGCUUCAGAUGAUUAAGCUGUGAGGGCCCUUUCAUGCCUUUAUGCAUAACGGUAAAAGAGAAUAAUAAGAAAAAAUGUAAAAGUUUUUGACUCUUCUGCACUGAUGCUCUUUAAGAAGGGACAAUUGCUGAAACGUCCCUUAUGCGCAACUUUUGAGGACUUUACUAAAUCUGAUGUAACCUGGUGACACUCAUGCAAAUGUUUAUCUGUGUCCCAUCUUUACUAAACAAAAGACAGUUUGAGGUGAAAGUGAAACAUUUAAGUUCAUAAGAAAGACCUUUAUUAUCACCCGAGGGCUUACACAAACAAAGACGCACGCAUUCAAAGCGAGGUGGUCGAGGCAGACGGCUCAAAUCACAAAAGGCUAGUUUACUUCUCAGUCCCAUGGUUUAUACACGUCUCUACUUGAGAGAUGAAAGCCUCAUUCAAAAGGCUCUGCUUUAUCUUUAGACGUGCUCUGAAAAUCCACUGUAUUGAUUCAAAGAGUCCCUCAGCACUGAAGUCAUACAUUGAGUCAACUGACUGCUGUCUAGACUGUGUGAGCGUAUUAGAAACAUGGCCAGAGGUGAGGACAAAAAGCAAUACAAUAUUUCCUUCCUGAUAUCGUGUUAACUUUACUUGACCUUAUUCAGUGAUGCAGCCCAUUAAAUCAGGUUAACAGAUAUUACACAUUUAUAACCUUUCUGAAAAAAGAAAAAGACAUAAAAGUGAGGGAGAGCUGUUAGCGUUGUGAAGGUAAAACGCUGUCCACAGACUGAGAUGCCCGCAGGUCCUGUGGCAGACUGUUUCACAGGUGGCGAGGAUAAAAACUAAAAGCUGCCUGCCCAGAGGUCACAGAGCUCACUACAGCUCAAAGAUCUGUGUCCAAGGAUUUCAGGGGUCUAAUACCUUAAAAUCAGCUGUUUCAAGAUUUGAAAAACAGCGGAUGGACUUUAGAGGUAAUCUCAGAUUUUUCUUCUCAGACUUGCUGUAAGAGCUCUCGUUGGCAGUCUAUAAAAGAGAGAAGAGGUAUUACCAAGCCAAUCUGAUUAGUAAUGAAAGUGAACAUUCUGCCCGUCUAGUCCCAUUCUAACCCAUCGUUUUAUAAAAUUCCUUUAAAGAUAAAAUGCUUUGUGACUGUGCACUGAAAGCCAAAAAAAGUGCAAAAACAUAAAUUUGGUUUUGUUUCUGAGACACGAUGAGUCAUGUAAGUAAUUAUAACCCUGAUCUGAUGAGGUGCUGAUUAAACCUAAUGUGCUGUUUUACUGCAUAUUCUGAUAUUUCUAUUGGAGUGGAUGCAUAAUUUAAUAAAAACCCUUGUCUUGUCAAGAUAAAUUUGCUU